Molecule: messenger RNA, 3593 nt
Organism: Notothenia coriiceps (black rockcod)
Lineage: Eukaryota; Metazoa; Chordata; Actinopteri; Perciformes; Nototheniidae
Product: methylcytosine dioxygenase TET3-like
Exons: 2
Coding region: 1-1638 (545 amino acids)
Biological process (GO): chromosomal 5-methylcytosine DNA demethylation, oxidation pathway; positive regulation of transcription by RNA polymerase II
Cellular component (GO): nucleus
Molecular function (GO): DNA 5-methylcytosine dioxygenase activity
Source: RefSeq, a predicted model, not a curated record
AUGGACAAUGAUACCACAAUUAUAAAACAAGAGGUGAAGCCCAACAUCAAGAAGGAGCCCUUCAACGGAUCAAUGGAUGGAUACCCUGUGCAGGCAGCAGACCCCUUCAACAGCAGGUACCCCCACCCUGCCUACUAUGCAAGGGGAGGCCCCCCCCCCACCGGCCAGCCCUCUGCACCCGACCCCGUCAACGGUUUCCACCCCAAUCUGCCCGCAAUGCACUAUGGCUACUACAACUACCCCCCCAAUGCACUUUUCCGCCCCAAGCUGAGGACCUACGAGGGUCGAAACAGCUCUUUGCCCAAACAGGGCGGCACUCCUGUCCCGGUGGACACUAAGCCGGAAGUUCAGAGUCUCCAGGCCCGGCUGGCGCAGUCCUACCCGAACCCCCCCGAGCUCGCCAACCACCCGAACCAAAGCGCUUACAUCCAGCCUGCGGACUACACCCGGUCCCGUCCCUCCUCCGUCUGCUCCGACUCCUCCAACAGAGGCACGCCGCUCAUCAAACAGGAGCCUAUGGACAUGCCGGUGUAUGAGAACCCGAUGCAGAGCCAGGCUAACACACCGAGCACCACCCCCCAGCCGGCCCCCUGGCCUGGGCACAAGCUCAAUGGGAGUAUCGCCCCCGAGGCCUCGCUGAUGACCCCCGACAAGCAGCAGCCGUUCCCCCAGCAGUGGACGUCCUACCCCGGCUUAAACCCCCGGAUGGCAUCCCCUGCCCCGUCGCCAUCACUCCAGAUACACUCUCCAUCUCCGUCCCCUCAUCUCGUCCCAGCACUCCCGGGUAACAUCCACCAGGGGUCUCCCCGUCCGGGAACACCUCAGCACUGGCCCAGUCCGGCCCCCAGCCCUCAGCCCAACCCGUGGGCCAUGGGGCCGGCGUUCAUCCCCGGUUUGAAGCACAGCAACCCCGCAGGAGCUUACUCCGACAAGAUCUGGUCCAAGACGGGGGAGAGUCGGUGUCCCACUCCCCUCGGGCUGCAGGAGAAAUCGUGGAAGUCGUGCGGAGGUUCGCUGGCGGGCAGCACGCCGUCCCCCGUCCCCGAGGGCCGCCUUUUCCCUGACGCCCUGCAGCAGUCGGAUCAGGCGAGCUGGAACCCCGGCUGCGCAGAGAGCGACGCCGAGAGCAACAAGGGCCGCGAGGAGGACGAGUGGUCCGACAGCGAGCACAACUUCCUGGACAACAACAUCGGGGGCGUGGCGGUCGCCCCGACCCACGGCUCCAUCCUGAUCGAGUGCGCUCGGCGGGAGCUGCACGCCACCACUCCGCUCAAAAAGCCCGAUCGCUCCCACCCCACCCGCAUCUCCCUGGUCUUCUACCAGCACAAGAACCUGAACCAGCCCAACCACGGCCUGGCCAUCUGGGAGGCCAAGAUGAAGCUGCUGGCGGAGCGGGCGCGGCAGCGGCAGCUGGAGGGCGCGCUGCUCGGCCUCUCGCAGGAGGAGAUCAAGGCGCUCUCGAAGAAGCGCAAGUGGGGGACGACGGCGGCCGGCGCCAGCCCAGGACCGGGACAAUCUAAAGACAGCAGGGAGGGGCCGGUGACGCGGUUAGCCUCCACUUGCCACACCUCCUCCAUGGUGACUGUGUCUCCCUAUGCCUUCACCCGCCUCACUGGGCCCUACAGCCACUUUGUCUGAGGGCGGACCUUCACACACACUGACGGUGGAGCAGCGCAGGGUGGAUGAAUGUCUCUCAGCCGUCCUGCAGUCUGGCAUCUCCCCCCCCCUUCACAGUCCACUUGGAGGAGGGGAUGUUUUUAUUGUUUUUUACCUCAUGUCAGGCAGGUGUUUCCGACACACUGCCUGUGGUGCUCUGCCUCUCUCGUCCCCGGAGAGGAACUCCAUUUGCUUUUUCUUGUUCAUAGAAUUUUAAUGAUUCGAAUUAUUGCUAUUAUUAUCAAUAUUAUUAUGAUUGCUAUUGUUACUGUCAAUGUUGUUAUUACAGGUAUUAUUAUAAUGAAGACUUGUUUUUUUUUAUUAUUGCUGGUGUCAUUAAUGUUAUUAUUAAUGAUGUGAUUGUUUGUUUUUUUUGGUUAUGUAUUUUUUUUAAAUCAAUCAGUCUGAGUCUGUCAGACAUUUGCUUUUUCCGUGUUUGGAAAACGUGUACCCUUUUGUUUCUGUUUCCGAUUUGUCUUUGUUCUUGUCAAACUUCCAGCUGUACCUAGAGGAGGAGACACUAUCUGCCUGGCAAGAAACGCGCAAAGUCAUCAUCCGUAGCGUACAUAUGUAUACAAAGCCUUAGAUACCUAUCUUUAUUUGUCUAAUAAACAGAUACGUAUCUUUGAAUUCAAGGCAGUUUAGACUUCGAUAAAAGAUCAUUGCAAUUGUUAUCAACUUCCCUACUGUGUUUAAUAUUCAAAUGUCAUUACCUGGAAUGAUUCAGUGCACCAGCAGCACUUUUGUCGAAUACAUUAUAUUAUAUUUGCUGUUACCUGGCACUUGCAUAUACUUUAUCUCGGUAUUUGCUUCAAAUUUUCACCAUUUGCAUUUUCCUAGCAUAAUGUGCAACAAGAACAUGUUUUGUUGUUGACUGAUAAGUAGAAGUGGUUUCUGCGGUCAAAGCAGUAUAGUGGAAAUAACAGUUGUAGUUGCACAAACAAUUGGACUUUAAUGUUGACCUUUUUGAUGUGGUCGCAGUAAGAAGUAGGACACAUGAAAAGGCUGUGUCUUUGAUGUUAGAGCUGAAGAGCAGCGCUUGGUUUUGCUUUUGAUCCCCUAGCACUCUAAAACUGAAGUGAAUCAAAAUCAAGCACCGCGAUGCAAAACAAGGAAACAAUGCCCAGGUUAGAACAAUUGCAAUCGACAUUUUAACCCAAAUUCGGACAGAAAGUUGCUGCUUUUCUUGCCGUUAGAUGACGUGCUCCUCCUCUUCUGCACCCCUCCAGCUUUUUCCAACUGGUGCUCAACUUCCAGCUCUGAUCGAUUCUCAUUCCUUCGGUUACUCUUCACGGCACUUGAUGCUGUGCUUCGGUGCUCUGACUCUAAUCUGGCUCAAAUAGCGUUGGCAAGUGAAUUGAUUGAUUGAGUGAUGAUGUAAUACCUCGAGACAUGUGUCAUUUGUGCAAAGAGGAAUCGUUUGCUUGCCAUUUGUUCCUGUAACUUUACACAUCUGUUGCCCCACAGAGGCUGAAAUAAGUGACACUUUUUGCAAAUGCCACUUGACCCAGAUCUGCAACUUCUACCGCACAGAGACAGAACUGGUGGCACACGCUUUCUUCCUAUUACAUUCAAGUAGUGGUGAGCAUCUCUCUGUGUAAGCUCUAGAGGGCAGCAGUGUCAAAGCGGUGUGUACAAACAUCCUGCAAGCACCAUUAGAGCCUUGCAUUGCUGCUUUACCCAUCCACCGCCAGCAGGGGGGGGGGGGGGUCUCGCCCCCUUCCUGCUGACCGUGCAUGGGCCUUCGAAAUGCAGCUAGAGGUAAAACUUGUCCCCUUGUGGCACAAAUGUGAAUAACGUCUAGAGAUGCCCCUCCUGGGUUUGCUUCAGACCUGAUAGUGGUGCUCCUACACACUCUGGUGCUCUCCUAUCAAACUUGAUUUACUGUGAAGGGCCUUCCCUCUGCAUGGUGCUGUCAUCUUCUAGCAGAGGGUGGG